AUGGCUUCAAAGGAUACUUCAAUGCCGGGGCGGCUGGAUCGACGAAAAUCUUCGACGCUACAUUACCAGACCUUUCCAACUCCCCCACCGAAAUCUCGAGGUCGUCCGCCAGUUUCGCCAGCCGGCUCCUCGGGCAAUCCAGAUGGCUCCUCGAAUCCCCUGAACCACGGUGCUGGCGACGAUGAGGACCAAAGCUCGCCACUACCCACCAGGCAGCUUGCUAUUCUAGCUGUGAUCGCACUUGCGGAGCAAACAGCGCUCAAUUCGAUAUCUCCCUACCUGCCGGAAAUGACCUCCACCUUUCCAGAAGUCGAUGUUCAGAGUUUGGGACUAUAUGUUGGCAUAAUUGGAUCAUCAUUCGCGCUGGCGCAAUUCGCAACCAACUUCUUCUGGGGCUGGUUGAGUGAUAAGAUUGGGCGUAAACCAGUAGUCAUGCUUGGUACAAUUCUUACAGCUGCAUGUUUCCUCGCAUUUGGCUUUUGCCGAACACUGUGGCAGGCAGUAUUGGUGCAAGCCCUUAUGGGGCUGGUCAAUGGGAAUCAGGGUGUUAUCAGUACUUGCCUGGGCGAGAUCACGGAUCGAAGUAAUCAAAGUAAAGCAUUCGUGUAUCUUCCUGUGAUAUAUGGUAUUGGAGGAAUUACAGGCCCCGCUUUGGGAGGUUUACUGGUGAAGCAGGGGGCGCCCUAUCCGUUUCUCUUACCGAAUCUCUUCUCCGCUUCGAUUUUGAUUGUAGAUCUCAUUCUUACUGGCAUCUUUCUCGAGGAAAGCUUAGAACAGGCUAAGGAUCUUCCUCCUCUCCAGGUCCGCGCCAAGAAUCUUUUCAGCUGGAUCUGGCAAUUUGCAGGCGGAGCGCGACGUCCAACGUAUCUAAAGCGACAUAUCCGUCGUCAUUCACGGCACAGAGUUGAUGGAGCGAUGGACGAGCCAUCAGAAGAUUCAGCUUCAGACAAUGCAAGCGAGACGCAAUCCUUGAUGUCAAUUCCAGAAUUAUUCCCUCACAAUGAAGGACAUCUCGGCAAGGAAGUCCUCAACCGCAAUACAAUUCUCCUGCUUGGCACUUAUCUUGUGUUUCAACUUUCCAAUAUCUCCUUCAAUGUACUCUAUCCUAUCUUUGCAGAGUCUCCAGCGCCCACCGGUCGUGAGCUCAAAACAGCGGAAAUUGGACUUUCGCUUUCGUUUGCUGGAAUCAUCACCAUUAUCUUCCAGGUUGGCAUUUUUGGCAAACUAAAGGAAAAGAUGGGCAAUAAAUCAACUUACAGAGCCGGACUUUUCCUCUUCUUUAUUUCAAUGAUGUUGAUGCCGUGGGUAGGCUAUCGAGACUCUCCAGCGCCUUUUGGCUGGGGCUCAGGUGUUACAUGGUUGUGGAUUGAGAUUGGAGCAAUUCUGCUUCUGAAAACAGUUGCUGCAGUUGGCGGGUUGACAAGUGCACUCUUACUGAUCACAAAUUCAGCGCCAAACCACUCAGUACUGGGCACAUUGAAUGGCCUUGCUCAAACGCUCUCCGCCGCCGGGCGUGCACUUGGUCCCUUUCUUUCCGGAGGCCUCUUCUCACUCUCGACACAGAUUCAUCCAAAAGGGGAAGCCCUGGCCUGGGGAACUUUCGGCGGUAUUGCCUUCCUUGGUUGGCUCUUUAGCUUCGGUAUACGAGGAGAAGAACUAGAAGAUGCCGACUGGGAAGGAAGCGAAAGCCAUGAUGAAGAAGAGGAUACCGAUGAAGAUCUCGAGAACGGAGCGGGGCGCUAG
Messenger RNA from Glarea lozoyensis ATCC 20868, 1743 nucleotides. Its product is annotated as MFS general substrate transporter. The transcript is spliced from 2 exons. The record is from RefSeq and is a predicted model, not a curated record. Lineage: Eukaryota; Fungi; Ascomycota; Leotiomycetes; Helotiales; Helotiaceae. Bases 1 to 1743 code for a protein of 580 amino acids. Gene Ontology annotation, molecular function: transmembrane transporter activity. Gene Ontology annotation, biological process: transmembrane transport.